This is a messenger RNA of Phyllopteryx taeniolatus (common seadragon), 5351 nucleotides long. RefSeq names its product sulfatase 1 (gene sulf1). The transcript is spliced from 20 exons. Gene Ontology annotation, molecular function: glycosaminoglycan binding; N-acetylglucosamine-6-sulfatase activity; calcium ion binding. Gene Ontology annotation, cellular component: plasma membrane; cell surface; endoplasmic reticulum. Bases 713 to 4567 code for a protein of 1284 amino acids. NCBI's taxonomy places the organism in Eukaryota, Metazoa, Chordata, Actinopteri, Syngnathiformes, Syngnathidae. The record is from RefSeq and is a predicted model, not a curated record.
GUGUGUGUGUGCGUGUCCAAAUGAUCUCCCUGUCUUGCUUUUUAUUUACCUUUGUGGGGGCCCUCCACACAGGAAGCCAGCGGGUGUGCGGAGAUCAACAGGGACUUGUCCUGCUGAGAUUGAUAUAAACACCAGAUGGUCGAGGUUGGAGGGUGUCAUCACAUCGGAGAGGGGAUUAGAGGAGAGAGGUUGUCUUCCAGGAGCUGUGUGGUCCUCCCUAUUCCUGCCUCCUCACCGCCAUCAAGUCCUCUAUGAGCGCAGGGAACACUCGCAGGAUUCCUUUUGCUGCGCGCUGCCCUGUCAGCUCCCCUGCUUCUUUUCUCUGCUUCGCCCCUGGAGCCAGUGAACCCAUUCAGCCUCUGCCAGCGCUCCCCUCCUCUACCCAUGCAUGUGUGUGUGUACCAACUUGGCCAUGUGCCGCCGCUGCUGCUAGCCUCCGGUCGCGUUGGCGCUCAACCGCCGUGUGCGUGGAUGCAGGAUUCCUCGGACCGACGGCGUCACGUGACCAGCGUUACCUGCUUUUCCGAGGCCAGUUCAGCCGAGUUUGUCUGCAACCUGCAGAGCUUUUUGGGAUGAUCUGCAUUCUAUCGGCUUGCCAAGGAAUGGAAGCCUUUGGAAGGGUGACAGCAGUAGGGUGUGAGUGAGCGGGCCGGGUGGACCUCCCUCUCCUCAACUGGACUAACCGCUCCCCAAAUAUCCAUCUCGGACAAAAAUGCUGCCGCGGUGGCUGUCCUGCUUGGCGCUCCUCUCGUCUCUGGCCUGGGCUCCGGGCACCUCCGCCUACGCCACCACCCGGGCUCAGGGCCUCAGGGGCCGCAUCCAGAGGGACCGCCGGAACAUCCGACCCAACAUCAUCCUCAUCAUGACUGACGACCAGGAUGUGGAACUGGGCUCUCUGCAGGUAAUGAACAAAACCCGCAAGAUCAUGGAGGAGGGCGGCACCACGUUCACCAACGCCUUCGUCAGCACGCCCAUGUGCUGCCCGUCGCGCUCCUCCAUGCUGACCGGCAAGUACGUCCACAACCACAACACCUACACUAACAACGAGAACUGCUCGUCGCCCUCCUGGCAGGCCCAGCACGAGCCGCGCUCCUUCGCGGUCUACCUCAACAACACCGGCUACAGGACAGCAUUCUUCGGCAAGUACCUCAACGAGUACAACGGCACCUACAUCCCGCCUGGGUGGCGGGAGUGGGUCGGACUGAUCAAAAAUUCCCGCUUUUACAAUUACACCGUCUGUCGGAACGGCUACAAGGAGAAACACGGCGCAAAUUACGCCAAGGACUAUUUCACCGACCUCAUCACCAACGAUAGCGUCAACUUCUUCCGCAUGUCCAAGAGGAUGUACCCGCAUCGUCCGGUGAUGAUGGUCAUCAGCCACGCCGCCCCCCACGGCCCAGAAGACUCGGCACCGCAGUACGCUGAGUUUUUCCCCAACGCCUCCCAGCACAUCACGCCCAGCUACAACUACGCCCCCAACAUGGACAAGCAUUGGAUCAUGCAGUACACGGGCCCCAUGAAGCCCAUCCACAUGGAGUUCACCAAUUUCCUCCACCGCAAGAGGCUGCAGACGCUCAUGUCGGUGGAUGACUCCGUGCAAAAGGUUUACGACAUGCUGGAAGAGACGGGCGAGCUGGACAACACAUACAUCAUCUACACCGCCGACCACGGCUACCAUAUCGGUCAGUUCGGGCUGGUCAAAGGCAAGUCCAUGCCGUACGACUUUGACAUUCGCGUGCCGUUCUUCCUGAGAGGGCCCAACGUGGAGUCCGGUGCAGUAAAUCCUCAUCUAGUGCUCAAUAUCGACCUCGCGCCUACCAUCCUCCACAUUGCUGGGUUAGACACGCCUUCGGACAUGGACGGAAAGUCCAUCCUGAAGCUACUGGAGCAGGAAAGGACCGGCAAUAGAUUCAAACCCAACCGGAAACCCAAAGUCUGGAGGGACACAUUCCUUGUCGAGCGAGGGAAGAUCCUGAGGAAGAAGGACGACUCUGCGAGCACCCAGCACACCAACAGCCUGCCCAAGUACAUGAAGGUGAAGGAGACGUGCCAGCAAGCCGAGUUCCAGACGCCCUGUGAGCAGCCGGGACAGAAGUGGCACUGCGUGGAGGAGAUCACAGGCAAGUGGAGGAUACAGAAGUGCAAGGGCGGCUCCAAGGAGGGCCCCCGGAAGAGGGCCCGCAGCCUGAGGCCCCGCAGCAGCUACGACACCCAGGAGAGGGGCUGCGACUGCACCGACGCCCCCUACAAGGCCUCCCGGAUGGAGCGGCGCUCACACCGGCAGACCUCACCCGGCCUGCGUUAUCGUCCGCGUUUCGUGCACACGCGGCCCACCAGGUCUCUCUCGGUGGAAUUCGAGGGGCAGAUUUACGACGUAGACCUGCACGCCGACGACCAGAGCGCCGUCCGCCGCCGCGCCAUCGCCAAGCGCCACCACGCGCCCGCGGAAGACGCGGACUUUGAUUCUGACUCGGACGACGGCUCCGAGGAGAUGCUGGCGGACGACACCAACGCGGUGGGGUACCCCAAGUCCCUGAAGGUCACCCACAAGUGUUACAUCCUGAUGAACGACUCGGUCCACUGUGAGAGGGAAAUCUAUCAGUCGUCCACGGCCUGGAAGGACCACAAGAGCUACGUGGACCAAGAGAUCGAAGCACUUCAAGACAAAAUCAAAAAUCUGCGGGAGGUCCGAGGCCAUCUGAAGAGGACGCGGCCAGACGAUUGUGACUGUGGAAAGAAAAGUUUUUACAGCAAAGGGGACAGAAGCAAGGCCGCGAGGCUGAAGAACAGGAACGAUCAACUGCAUCCGUUUAAGGAGGCGGCGCACGAACUGGACAGCAAGGCACAAAUGUACAACGAAAUCCGCCGUCGCAAAAAGGAGCGCAAGGAGAAGAAGCGUAUGAGGAAGGGCGAUGACUGCAGCCUGCCGGGCCUCACCUGCUUCACGCACAACAACGACCACUGGCAGACCGCCCCCUUCUGGACACUGGGCGGCUUCUGCGCAUGCACCAGCUCCAACAACAACACCUACUGGUGCCUGAGGACCAUCAACGAGACGCACAACACACUCUUCUGCGAGUUCUCCACCGGCUUCCUGGAGUACUUUGACCUCAACAGCGAUCCCUACCAGCUGACCAACGCCGUGUACGAGGUGGAUCGCGACGUAUUGAACUCGCUUCACGGCCAGCUGAUGGAGAUGAGGAGCUGCCAGGGUUACAAGCAGUGCAACCCCAGACCCAAAGGCUCAGACGCGGCGCACUCUGGGACGGACGACAGGGUUAAACUGCCCAACCUGACGGACGAGGACGUCAACUGGCAGCGACUGGAGGAUUUGUACAGCAUCAACGAAAGCCUUUACGACUGGAGGCCCGACUACAGCCCGGGACCGGACGACUGGGCCAACUUCCGCAAGGACGUGGACCGCCUCUUUGCACCGGCGCCCCUUUUCGACCAAUCCGGCCCGACCCCGAUGUUGGACGAGCUGGGCUCUGGGGGUGGAGGCUUCGAAGCGGGCAGCGGCGAUGCGGCUAGGAAUGUCUGGCCCGGGGGCGUCCUCACCCGGGUCUUCGUGCACAGCGGCGUACCCGGCGCUACGCCAACACCGACAUCGGCGUCCUCGCUUCAGAAGAAACCAGAUCCCAUUGUCAACGACCUUCCCGAGAGGCAGACGGUCCGAGCCCAGGGCGUCUUCCUCUGGGGCGUCCUUCCCGUGGGCAGCUUACCCAGCUCCAGCCUAAUGCCAACACCCUUAUCCGUGCCCUCGCUGCAGAAGAAACCAGAUUACGUCGUCGAGGAGCUUUUGACGAGGCAAACGAAUCGACCCCAAGAGCCACGGGGGCGACUCCGGGGCGUCUUUCCGGGGGCCGUCCUUCCAAGUGCCGUCGGCCGAACGCCGACACCCUCAUCCGAACCUUCACUGCAGAAAAAAACAUAUCCCGUUGUCGACGACCUUCCCGAGAGGCAGACAGUCCCGCCCCGAAGCGUCUUUCCCUGGGGCGUCUUGCCCAGGCCCGGCCUGACGCCAACACCCUCAUCCAGACCCACACUGAGCAAGAGACCAGAUUCCGUUGCCAAAGACCAUCCUGAGAGGCAGACAGACUGGCCCCAGGGUGGCAUCCCCAUGGGCGUCUUGCCCAGCUACGUCCCCUCGUCCGCUCCUAUCCUCAAGAAAAACCCGCAUUCCGUUGUCGACGACCUCCCCAAGAGGCAAAGAGAGGUUCCGGGGUGGAACGCCGGGCCCCGGGUGCGUCAGCUGGAGGAGCUGGACGGGGACACGUUCAGCGGCGAAGGCCCGACCGAGCUGGACACGCGACACGACGCCCUCCUGCGCGCUCACAAUGCCCCGGAGCCCCACCCGAGCCACGUAGAGUGCGCCGCCCCUCGCCCCGGCCCCAGUGAUAAUACCGACGAGGGGGACAUUUUCCAGGACCAAGGCUUCCUCCCUCUGAGGCCCAACGUGAGGCCCGGCUCCACCGGGCGCCCCACCCGCCGGCCCGCCCCGCCGCCCCUCACGUUGGUCUACGAGGGCAGCGGCUCUCUGCCUCGAACGAGCGAUCCACAACUCUGACAAGACACGUGACUGACACCUCAGUCAUUCAGACUUUAAAAGUUAUUUUUUUACAUUAUUAUUAAUGUUAUUAUUAUAUUAGUAGCUGACAGUGUUAAGGUUUUUUUAAUAUAUAUAUAUAUAUAAAAGCCUUAAUGCAGCUAACUGUUGGGAUUGGUAUGGAAUAAUUCCAUUUUUUUUAAGGAGUGUGAUUGUGCUCCACAGAGGUUAGCAGAAAAAAACCAACACUAACCGAAUGCACUUUGGAGCUUUUUUCUCUUUUUUUUAUUUUUUUUAUUUCCCCCUUUUGAAAUAUUUGUUGAAUGCUUCGGUACGAGAGAUUGUUUUUUUGUUGUUGUUGUUGUUGGUUUUGUUUCCCACUGGUUCAGCUCACAAAAUGUUGAAUUAUUUUACUUUUUAAACCCAUUUAAACACUUGAAAAUGUGUGUGUGUGUGCGCACGGGCGCUUGUGUGUUUGUAGGUUUGGAAGGUUGACCGUUGCGGUAGUUGUAAAUAACAGAAUCGAUACAGUCGCCACAACCCUUGAUUGGAUUAUCGGACCGCUAAACUUUAUUGACAAUUAUAAAGUUGUCGUCACAACACAGUUCUUAUUACUUUGUUCCAGUGAUGAAAUAUAAGCUAAAUUCAAUCAAUAAUUUUUUUGCACAUCAGUUUGUCGUGAAUUGUAAGGCAUAUGGUGCUCCUAUAAUGUUGACCGUGUGUGCGUGUGUGCGUGUGUGUGUGUGAGUGGAUGCUGGUUGCUGGAAAGCCAUGACAAUAAAAACCUCUCAACCAUCCCAGUCAA